AUGGACUACGACCUCGACAUCGAAGCCUACUGCACCGUCUGCGACCGCGUCGUCCCAGCCGGCGCGCCCGCUCCCUCGCAUCCCACCCCGCCGCCUGCUCUCACCCGAUCCGACUCGGGACAGCCGCUUACCUCGACCUCUGCUUCCGGGACUGCACCUUCGACGUCGGCGCGCUCACGAGGGUCUGAUGCGUCGUCCACCCAGGCGAGACCCAGGCGGAGCGGCAGCACGACCAGUGCCGGACACCCGCCGCCGCCCGGAAAGGGCAAGGCGACCGCCGGCGCUCUGAGGAGGAACAAGAGCAUGAACAAGGCGUUCCAUGCCGGCGGAGGAGCGCGACACGGGCACGGGCACGGGCACCGCUCGCACUCGCACACGAGCCUGGCCGCGCUCGCGCCCAUCGGCGGAGGAGGAGGCGCUCCGAAGAAACCGCCGACCGAGCGCAGGUCGAGCAAGCCCAAGGAGGAGAUCAUCGAGGUCGUCGAGGUUCUGGACGACCCGCACCUGCGCGACGAGGUCCGCGAGGACGACGAUGGCGCAGGCGGCGGAGGAGGGUACGGCCUGUACUGCUCGGAAGAGUGCAGGCGCAUCGACGAGGCGCGCAACCAGCUCACAUUGGCGCACCUCGUAGCGACGCCUUCGCACGCCUCGUCGUCAGCCGGCUCAUCCUCCGCCUUUGCCCGCACCGACUCGUUCUCCUCGACCGCGAGCGACCGCCCGCCGCCGACCAUGUCCCGCCGCCGCUCGUCCGGCAUGUCCUCGUACGCCCAGUCCUCCGUCGUCUCGACCCUCUCGCCCAUCCUCUCCGCCGCGCCGACCGCCAACCUCGGCGCCUUUGAUCCCUCGAGCGGCGCGUUUCCCUUCCCGCCGCAGGUGUCGUCCUCCGUCUCGCCUCAGCCUCCUCUCCCUUCGACCUCGCCAACGGUCGGCUCGCCCAUGAUGCUCAACUUUGGCGCGCGGCGAAGAUCGCGAGGAGCCGAGGCGUUGGGCAGCUACCCGUACCGCCCGAGCCUGAUGGAGCGCGUCUCGUCCUCGGACGGCGUAGGCGAGUCAGUCGGGAGCAUGGCUGGCAGCGUAUGGCAGGGCCCUGAGCGAGGGUUCAGCAGGCCCGGCUCGUCCGAGGGACCGCUUGGCUUGCCGAGGACCGCGAGGAGCAUGUCGUCCGGGACGGCGUCGCUGUACGGGCGCUCGGCGCGGUCUGCGCGGACGCAGAGCUUUGAUGGGCUGGCGACGCUGGGCGAGUCGGGCGCCAGAGAUCCAGCACGACCGUCCUCGCACUCUCUUCGCUCCUCCUCGCACUUCUCGCAGCCCUCUCUCGCCUCCUACUCGCCCUCACUCGCCGCUCAUCCCGAACCCGAACACGCGAUUCCUCGAUCUGCGUCAGUUCAGCCUGCCCUCGCCACGUCGCCGCUCGCGCGGAACAGCUUUGUUGUCGGGAGCGCGCCGCAUGCGAAGAGGAGUCGGGCGUCCUUUGGCGAGCCCACGCUCGCAGAGACACAUCCCCCGCCUCGAGCGGCAUCGACUACCCCCGCGCGGCAUAUCAACGGCAGCGGCUCACACCGUCCGCAACGCUCGUCCUCGUCCGCCUCGCUUGCGCUCAUGGGCUCGUCGCUCGGCAAGUCGUACGAGCGAAGUCCGUGGACAGGACCGAAGCGCAGUGACUCGGUGGCGAGCCUGAGCGGCUUUGUCGCCCAGGGCGAGAUGGCGAUCCCGUCCGCACCUUUACCUCCUCCCGUUUCCGCUUCUUCCGCAUCGACUGUUAUUCCCGCAUCAACGGUCCGACGACGACCUUCGCCCUCGGACGCUCGCUCACCGCCUCGAACAGCCUAUUCGCCUUCGUCUGCCUCGGCAUCGUCCUACGCUCCCUCCCAUUCCUCUGCCUUUUCCCUCCGCUCCUCGACGGCCGGCUCGUCCGAUCAUCCGAACCUGUCGUCCUCGGCCGGCUCGUCGCACAAGGGUCGCGCUGGUUCAACGAGCAGGAGUCGUCCGCCGGGACUGACGAUGACGCCGAGCGGGACGAACCUCGUUCUCGCGGGCCACCCCUCCGCGAACGAAGUCACUCCCACCUCUUCGGCCGCCGCCACUCGUCCCGCCUCGACUACCCGUCUCCCGUUCAACGCAGCCGCCGCACCCGUCGCCAACGCAGCCUCGACCAACCCGUCCCUCCUCCACCUCAAAUCCGACAAGCCCGUCCUCGCAUCCAAAGAUCGCUCCUUCUCGUGGGACCGAAUACCGGGCGUGACGAUGUACCCUGCGCUUGACGUCGACUCGUUUCGAGCGGAGAGGAGGAAGUCGGAUGCGGCGAGGGAGGAGAUGCCGCCUCCGCCGGUGCCGUCGGCGAGGAUGAAGGACCGGAAGAAGUUGUUCUACUUUGGGGACGUCGAGUGA
Molecule: messenger RNA, 2388 nt
Organism: Rhodotorula toruloides NP11
Lineage: Eukaryota; Fungi; Basidiomycota; Microbotryomycetes; Sporidiobolales; Sporidiobolaceae
Exons: 3
Coding region: 1-2388 (795 amino acids)
Source: RefSeq, a predicted model, not a curated record